AUGUCAUCGAUACAUUACAAAUUUAAAGCGACACUUGAGUACAAAACAUUGGUGUUUGAUGGCUUGCAUAUAUCCAUCACUGAUCUCAAGAAGGAAAUAUGUGAAAAAGAAAAUAUUAAGGCAGAAUCCUUCGAUUUAGUCUUAACAAACGCCCACACAAAGCGCCAGUAUACGGGAGAUGAGUUGAUUCCUCGAAAUUCAUCAGUAAUCGUCCAACGGAUACCACGUGACAAUGCUGCGAAACUGCCAAAAGUGCAGGACACCACAAAUUCAGGAAUUGUGACCAAGUCUACUCCAACUGAAGCUCCUGUUGUUGGGCAUAUUGAUUCAGAAGAAUUCGACAAAAUGACAGAAGAAGAGCGUUUGGCACAUGUAAAAGAAGUAUCUACAUACAAAUAUUUACCUUCAAACUUUCAAAAGAAGACGUCUUCUAUAAUGUCUGGUCCUCCGCCACCAACUUAUGUGUGCAAUCGUUGUUCACAGUCAGGACACUGGUACAAAAAUUGUCCAAUGUUGAAUACACGUCGCACAACGGGUAUAACGAUGGAUGAGUUGAUGGAAACAACAUCAGAUGAUCCACUGGCAAUGUUACAUCCAUCUGGGAAGUAUGUUGUGCCAAUUAUGCAUUGGAAAGCACGCCAGAAAAAACCAGAAAUUGCUAAACCGGAACCCGAAAUACGAGAAAUACCACCGGAAUUAAAAUGUCCGAUAUGUUCACAACUUUUGCGUGAUGCAGUCUUAACAACUUGCUGCGGUGACAGCUUCUGUGCGGAUUGCUUGCAGCAACGAUUGCUUGAAACACCGAACGCAAAAUGUCCAGGAACAAAUUGCUUCCAAACUGCUGUAUCUACCGACAAACUGGUUCCGAAUUUAAAGAUGCGACAAGCUGCUGAAGCUUUCAAACAUGGUGCAAUUCAUAAUACAGCAUUUGAAAGCACAAAUAGUUCACCACGUAUUGACGAACAACCAGUUCAGCCGCCGGUUUCACGUGUACGUAUUGGUUUAAGCGGUCGUCCGCAGCAAGUUCAGCCUGCAAUUGUAAUUCAUCAUCAACAGCAGCAGCAGCAGCAGCAAUCGCAUCAACAACAACAGCAGCAGCAGCAGCAAGAGACAGCGGUGACUUCGCCACAAUCACAGAUCCGUACUUCAUCACCGACAUAUGUCAUACAACCUAGUACAAAUGUCACGAUUCCUGCAGCUUUACAAUCUCAAAUGAUCAUAAAGCAAUUUUCUGGGAACAAUGUCAUGCCAUCCCCAGGAGUAACACCAGCACAAAGUCAACCAAAAGUUAUUGCACCUACUGUUGUAGUUCCAAAUGUACAGCAGUUAGCUGUCGCUCCACCACCUCUUCCGUUGCCGGUAAAUGUUCAUCAACCACCUCCAGGUUAUCCGACCAUACUUCCGUCAACUCAGUUGAUGCAUGUUGCUACUAGUUCAUCAUCAGAAUCAAUCGCAUCAGGAACACAUACUGCUAGAAGUAUAAGUGCCGCACACUUAACUGUACCUCCACUAUUGCUUCCGCCAGGCGUACAACCACCACCACCAGGAUUGUCAGCAGUUAUCUUUCCACGUGUACCAGCUCCACCACCAGUCAAGGAUGCUUGGGAUGAAUAUCUAGAACGAAAAGAUAAGGAAAGCCGUCAAAGAGCCGCUGCUCCACCCUUACGUAGACGCCGUCGCUCUACACGCAGUACUUCAUAUUCAAGCAGUAGCACAUCUUCCGAAUCAUCAAGUGGAUCAUCACGUUCUCGGUCAAGAUCGUCCUCUCGAGGCCGAAAUCGAUCACAUCGCGAUAAAAGACGAAACGAUGGUCGUGAAAAGCAUUCUUCGAGAAGGAGAGACUCACGAUCACCGUUCCGCAGUUCAUAUGCGAGCACACGUUACCAUCGUGAUAAUCUAGCUUCAUCAUUUAAUCUUUAUCAGCAUACAUCAGGUGCUGCUGCUAUAGGCUUACCGGGAGCAUCUCUUAUUCAUCAUCGUAUUCCAUCCCUUCUGAAUAGUUACUGUCCACCACAGUAUGCAUUAAAUCAAACGAGCCAGGCGACGAGUUACAGCUCUUUCAGUAAUGGGCCAGUUCCAAAUUACCGGUCAUCAAGAACAUAUCUAGAAGAACGAAAUAGAAGACAUUCACCGAGAUCAGUACAAAAUCGGCGAAGGAAUGAGAGUAGAGAACGAGAAAAUGACCGGAAAGAGCGAACCGAGGAACGAAGACGAGGAAGAGAUGGUGAUGAAAGAACACGUCGAGAUGACCGUGAGCGAAGAGCAAAGGAGGACAGCGAUAGAGAAGAAAGACGACAAAAGAAAGAUAAAUAUAAGCGACGCCAAGAAAAAGAAACGAAAGAGAUAGAAAAUGCAGCGGAAGGAAGACAUGAAAGUACAUUCAAAAUCGAAGAGGGAAAAGAUGUCGGUGCCGUUGACCUAAAAGAAAUAGUUGUAGAUGGAGAAGCUAAAAGGGAAACUACUCCACAUAUCGAAAAUAAAGGAACUGAAAAUGACAUCGGUGAUGUUGAAAACAAUGUGGAAAAAGAAAACGAUACAGUGGAUGAAGCUUUGCCGGAUGGGGUGGCAGCCGAAAAUGGUGUGGCGGGUUUCCGUUCUAAUCAUGAUGAUGGCUCUGGAGCAGAAGCUGAAAAUGAAAAUGAGGGAUUGGAUAAUGAAAAAGAAACUGGCAAUAUUACUACGGGAGUGUUGGUGGAAAAUAAGGAUAAAAGUGAAAAGAAAAGACACAGAAAGAAGAAGAGGAAACAUCGGAGACAUGAAGAAGACAAACCGGAAGAUGACGAAACUGGACGUAAAAAGCAUAAAAAGCAUAAGCGUAGUAAAGAAGAGAAGGAGCAGCGAAAACAAGAAAAAGAAAAACGACGUGAAGAGCGUCGAAGGCGACGACAAGAGAGAGAAACCGAACAAGUGAGUGCUGUCGAAAGUGCAGCGAAUAAAGGAAGUGAAUAUGAAAUGAGCAGUGUUACUGGAAUAGUUGACAAGGAUCAUGAGAAUGAAAUAACUGAUAACAAAAUUACACAUGAAGUGAAGAAGGCUGCUAUGUUAAAAUCCGUGGAAUUGAUGGAUUCCGGAACACUAGAGCAAAAAUCCGAAGAGAAGGCAAUAGUGGAAAGUAAACCAAGGGAUGAUCAGGAAGGAUGUGGAAGUGGGAAGAAAGCUGAUGAAAAAGAAGGACGAAGUGGUGAUAGUUCGAGUCUUCCAAAGGGUAAUGAUAAAAAAAACGUAAGGGAACAUCUUAAGCAUGAAAAAGAUAGAAGACGCAAGCAUGAUUUAAGCCGUAAACGAGAGGAAUCGAAAGAUGAUUCACGAAUUACUAGAAAAAGAAAUGAUGAAAGGGAAACCAAACGAAGUGAGGAGAAAGACUCGAGAAAACAAGGUGAUAAGUUUCGAAAAAAUGACAGGAAAGAUGAGAAAUUGGAAAACAAAAGGUGGGACAAUAGAGAAGGAAAGACAAAGGGAGGUGAAAGAGAACCCAAACGAUCCGGAAACGCUGAAAAACCUGAGUCAGAAAUGAAGAAAGAAUCGAGACAUAAGGAACAUGGUGAAAAACGUAAAAAUGAUACUGGUCGUUCUGAUCACAAGCGACCGCGUCUAAGAAGCCAUGGCAGUCAUGAUGAACAGCGUAACGCUUCCAAUAAGUCAGAUCAGAAAAUCUUGUCGGAAAUAUCUGACAUAAAAAAAGUUGUCGAAGUCGAUGAAAUUGGUCCAGUGGUGCGAAAUGAAACUGAUCCAUUGUUACUGAGUAAGAAAAAAUCAGGCUUGAAUUCACGAGUGGCGUCAAAAAUUGUGGAUUCUGUUGAUGGGACUAAAGUUCAUGAGUCAACCGAUCAGAAAGUAUUGGAUGAAAUUAAAGUUUCAGUCGAGAAGGAGAUAGAACGAAAAGUUGAAGCACUGCCAACUUCUAGCAAUUAUAAUAUGCCAAACUUGACCGUGGAAUUGAAGUCGGGGGGUGAGAAACGGGUGACCCGAGAAAACAUUUUCGAAGGAGCGACGCCGUAUUUCAACGCACGCCAAAAGAUAAAAAUGAUUCUACUAUCGGAAAGCGAGCGUAAAGCUGCGGAUCGAUCAUCUAAAAAGAGAUCGGGAGUGAAGUGA
Brugia malayi is the source of this 4095-nucleotide messenger RNA. RefSeq names its product Zinc knuckle family protein (gene Bma-rbpl-1). Gene Ontology annotation, molecular function: nucleic acid binding; zinc ion binding; ubiquitin protein ligase activity. The coding region runs from base 1 to 4095 and encodes 1364 amino acids. Gene Ontology annotation, cellular component: nucleus. The record is from RefSeq and is a predicted model, not a curated record. Gene Ontology annotation, biological process: protein ubiquitination; mRNA processing; ubiquitin-dependent protein catabolic process. The transcript is spliced from 19 exons. Lineage: Eukaryota; Metazoa; Nematoda; Chromadorea; Rhabditida; Onchocercidae.